Mercurialis annua (annual mercury) is the source of this 2085-nucleotide messenger RNA. RefSeq names its product tubby-like F-box protein 5. The record is from RefSeq and is a predicted model, not a curated record. The transcript has 5 exons. NCBI's taxonomy places the organism in Eukaryota, Viridiplantae, Streptophyta, Magnoliopsida, Malpighiales, Euphorbiaceae. Gene Ontology annotation, molecular function: protein binding. The coding region runs from base 584 to 1846 and encodes 420 amino acids.
AGAAGCCAAAAAAUUAACGGACAAAAGCAAAAGGCAGAAUUAUAAAAAUAAAAGCUUAUUAAUAAGAGGGUAAGACCCCCAGAUAGAAUUUAAGAAGAAACCGCAUUUUGUGCUAAUGGCAGUGCACACGGGACAGGAGAAGAAGAAGAAGAAGAUGACGAUGAAUCUUAUUUAUUAUUGAACUUCAUCAGCUUGAAGAAGAAGGCGACCCAUUUACCAAAAGGCCCUUUCUCCUUUUUUUCUUUUUCUUUCUCCUUCUCCUUUCUCUCCCCACAUACAAAAGUACAGCUUCUGGAUAUUAUCGAUAUCUUAAUCUUUUUUUAAUUGAAAAAUUGUCGUUUUUUUAUGUAUAUAAUCUUGUUUAUAUCGAGACAGUGCUGCCCCUGAAUUUGCUCUUCCCGAUCCCCCAUUUCCUUCCAAUUUCACCCUCUUCCAAAAAGUUCGUUUCCUAAUUCAUACAUGCACUCGCCUCUCUGCUUUUUCUUUAUAAUCCAAUCUCUUUUAUUAUAAUUCUCUCGCCUUCUGGAUCUGGGGAGACUUCUUCAACACAAUUCAAGGAGUCAGCAGCUUAAUUUCAUCUGAGAUGCCAUUAAAGGGGUUAGUACGUGAACUUAAGGAGAUAAGAGCCGACAUAAGCUCAUCAAUAUCCAUCGGUAAAAAGUUAACCGGACAGGGAUUACGGCGCCGUGGGAGAGCACACAUUGCUCCGGAGAGUAGCGGGUCUGAAAUAUCAUUAAGUUUAGAGGUGAUCAGUGAUCAAAGCCCUUGGGCAAAUUUGCCACCCGAACUGCUUCAUGACAUAAUUCAGAGAGUAGAGGCCAAUGAAACGACAUGGCCUGCUAGAAGAGAUGUUGUAGCAUGUGCAUCGGUUUGUAAGUCUUGGAGAGAUAUUACUAAGGAAAUUGUUAGGACCCCUGAACAGUGCGGUUGGCUUACUUUUCCCAUCUCACUAAAGCAGCCGGGGCCAAAAGAGGCUCCGAUUCAAUGCUUUAUUAGGCGGGAACGAGCGACUUCAACAUAUCAUUUAUAUCUUGGCUUGAGCCCCGCUCUAUCUGGUGAUAUGAGCAAACUCUUAUUAGCAGCCAAGAAGAUAAGACGGGCUACAAGUACUGAUUUCCGAAUAUCAUUUGUUGGAAAUGAUUUCUGUCGCACAAGCAGUACUUAUGUUGGAAAACUGAAGUCUAAUUUCCUUGGAACCAAGUUCAUGGUUUAUGACAGUCAGCCUCCACACCCAACAAUGCAAUCCAAUUGUAAGCAACCGAGAAAAAUUCAUCCAAUCCAGGUGUCAACAUUGGUGCCUACUAGAAAUCAUCACAUGGCUACUGUUUCUUAUGAGCUUAACGUCCUUCGAACCCGAGGCCCAAGGAGAAUGCAGUGCACUAUGCACUCUAUCCCUGUCUCUGCUGUUCAAGAAGGAGGAACCGCCCCUACUCCUACAGAAUUCCUUUGUAAUGAUGGACAACUUCCUUUAUCAUCCAUUUCAAAAACAAAGGAGCCAGUUAUUGAGUUCAGCUCAAAUAGCCUUUCUGAAUCAAUUCCACCAAAUUGUAGCAGUCAAGAUCCCUUGGUUUUGAAAAACAAAGCACCCAGAUGGCAUGAACAACUACAAUGCUGGUGUCUAAAUUUCAAAGGACGUGUCACAGUUGCCUCUGUGAAGAAUUUUCAAUUGGUGGCAGCUAUCGAGCCUAACCAAAAUUUGCCAGCAGAAGAACAGGAAAAAGUUAUUCUGCAAUUUGGGAAGAUUGGGAAAGACAUCUUCACCAUGGAUUAUCGCUACCCGCUCUCUGCCUUCCAGGCGUUUGCAAUCUGCUUGAGUAGCUUUGACACUAAACCAGCUUGUGAAUGACAACUCCAUUUUGUCAUCCUGAGCCAAACUUGCAAUAUUCCUUUCUGAAAUUUUGUUGUAUAUAUUCUCUUUGAAGGAGUCACUUUAGGAGUUGCUUCAUGCCAUUGUUUCUGCUGGUGCUUUCAUGUCCAACAUAAGUUGCAGAAUUUAUUUAUUUGCAGAAAUGUAGUAUCAGAAAAUCAUAUACCCAAAUUGCAAUUGUGUAAUUUCUUCAUAUAUAGAGAAUUCACUUUCAUCUU